AUGCCCUACAUGCCCUACAUGCCCUACACGCCCUACAUGCCCUACAUGCCCUGGGGACCCCGUCUCUUGCCCGCUCGGCCUGCAGGUGCCGUUCCCGGGAGCUCGCUGCCCCCCGCCUGCUACAGGUACGGUGUGCACGGGUGUCCCAGGGACUACAAUCCGGUCUGCGGGACGGACGGAGAGACCUACUCCAACGAGUGUGUGCUCUGCCUCUCCAACAGUGAAAAUGGCAAGAAUGUCCAAAUUUUCAGGAGGGGAAUAUGCUGA
Messenger RNA from Chaetura pelagica (chimney swift), 267 nucleotides. RefSeq names its product serine peptidase inhibitor, Kazal type 2 (acrosin-trypsin inhibitor) (gene SPINK2). The record is from RefSeq and is a predicted model, not a curated record. The transcript is spliced from 3 exons. Gene Ontology annotation, biological process: spermatid development; negative regulation of serine-type endopeptidase activity. Bases 1 to 267 code for a protein of 88 amino acids. Gene Ontology annotation, molecular function: serine-type endopeptidase inhibitor activity; protein binding. Lineage: Eukaryota; Metazoa; Chordata; Aves; Apodiformes; Apodidae.